CAGAAAAAAAAAAGAAACAGAAAGAAGAAGUCCCAAGUCCUCGAGAAUCGAAAUUCAGCGCUGUGCACCAAAGUGUGAGGCAGGAAGGAGGACACUGUAUAUGCAUCUCUCUGUGCAGGGUCUUUUCCUGAUCGAAAGCAAGAGAAAUGGGUGAGGAAGCAGAGGGCAGCCGCAGCAGCUGCGGGAUAAAAAGAGGAGGAGAGAGAUGGUCUCUCAAUGGAAUGACUGCUCUCGUCACUGGUGGCACCAAAGGAAUUGGAUGUGCGAUUGUAGAAGAAUUAGCUGGACUUGGAGCAUCAGUGUACACUUGUUGUCGUAAUGAAGUUGAUCUUGACAAGUGCUUGGAUGAGUGGAAGGGAAUGGGAUUGAAUGUGCAUGGUUCGGUUUGUGAUUUAUCAUCCCGUAUGGAAAGGCAGAAACUGAUUGAAGCUGUAUCUUCAUAUUUUAAAGGAAAGCUCAAUAUUCUUGUGAAUAAUGUAGGAACAAACAGACUAAAGCCUACUGUGGAAUAUACAGCUGAUGACUUCUCCUUUACAAUGGCAACCAACUUUGAAUCUGCUUAUCAUAUGUGUCAACUUGCACAUCCUCUUCUCAAAGCAUCAGAAGCAGGAAGUAUUGUAUUCAUGUCCUCUGUGGCUAGCAUUGUUGCUGUAAAUUCUUGUACCAUAUAUGGAGCAACUAAAGCUGCUAUGAAUCAGUUAACCAAAAAUUUGGCAUGUGAGUGGGCAAGUGACAAUAUUCGGACCAAUUGCGUGGCACCUUGGGUCAUAAUGACACCUCUUGCAAAAAAAUAUUUUGAAGCAGAGAAGAAUACAGAAAGUGUAGUCGCGCGAACCCCUCUCGGCCGCUUAGGGGAGCCAGAGGAAGUCUCAUCAGUGGUUGUCCUUUGCAUGCCAUCUGCAUCAUAUAUCACAGGGCAAGUCAUUUGUGUUGAUGGUGGAAUGACUGUAAAUGGUUGGUAUCGAUAGGACAGAAUAUCUCUCUCUCCUUAGCACAUGAAAUUAGGUCCACUAUUUUAUGUAUGUGCAUGUGUUAAUAAUGUUUGUGAUUUGUAUUGAGGUGAUCGUUGGGGAUGAUGUCUCCAGUUCAUUGUCAAUUUUGAUUAACAAAUUUGUAUUCAGCUAAGUGCCCCGCACACAUAUGUUGAGUGCUUUCACGCAAUGGUUUUGUAGUAAUAUGAUAAUACAAAUAUUCAAAAAUCAUGUUAAGGGCA
Molecule: messenger RNA, 1213 nt
Organism: Amborella trichopoda
Lineage: Eukaryota; Viridiplantae; Streptophyta; Magnoliopsida; Amborellales; Amborellaceae
Product: tropinone reductase homolog At5g06060
Molecular function (GO): oxidoreductase activity
Source: RefSeq, a predicted model, not a curated record